GCUCCGCCCCGCCGGCAGGGGGCGCGCGGCGGGCGGGCGCGCACGCGCGGCGCGGGCGGAAGGGGCGGGCGCGGCACCGGCGGCACGUGAAGGUCGCGGCGCGGCGGCACCGGGAGGGAGCGGGGGGACGCCGGCAGCGCCAUGGACCCGCCGUCCGCCGCCGGGCUGGGCGGGGCCGACCCCCAGCUCCAGCGCUUCAUCGAGGUGGAGACGCAGAAGCAGCGCUUCCAGCAGCUGGUGCACCAGAUGACCGAGCUCUGCUGGGAGAAGUGCAUGGACAAGCCGGGCCCCAAGCUGGACAGCCGGGCUGAGACGUGCUUCGUGAACUGCGUGGAGCGCUUCAUCGACACCAGCCAGUUCAUCCUGAACCGGCUGGAGCAGACGCAGAAGUCCAAGUCGGCCUUCUCGGAGAGCCUGUCCGACUGAGCCGGACCCAGCCCCCCCCAGGCCAGGCCCUCGCCCAUGCCCACUCCUGGUCACUCCGCUGCCCCAAGGAGCCAGGAUCAGCUCGGGGGGUUAGGAUUUGAUUAAAUGCCAGUCUCGGGGAAGUCGCAGCCAGAUGAGAGCCCGCAACAGACACAAGGACGCUCCACGUCGGGGUGAUGUGCUGCUCCCGGCCCUGCGAGCCAGCGGCCGCCUUUGUGCCGGGCCUCCGGUGCCAUGCAGGGAGCAUUUGGAACGUGCCCCCUCGGCUGAGCAGAGGGGUGCUGCUGCUCGUUUCACAGAUGCUCCCAGCGCUGAUGGGAAGCUCGGCUCUGGGUGAGGCCAGCCCGCCUUAAACAGUGCUGCACAAACCAGUCCUCCUGGGCACAUCCUCACCCGCCCCGGCACCAUCGCUGCUCCGAGCAGACUGGGACAGGCACCCUGAGCAAGAAGAGCGUGUUGGGAACAGUGAUCAUCCCAGGCAGUGCCACUGCUGGAAUAUACUUCCAGGCUUCCAUAGGUAGAUCAUUCAUAUGGCCAAGUGACCAAUUUUCACACUGCAGCACAACUCUGUCGAUGCUGACUUGCUCCAUUAACUGCUUUCCCUGGGUAAAUGUAAUAAAUAUUAACUGGGUCAAUUUUUAA
This is a messenger RNA of Motacilla alba alba, 1068 nucleotides long. RefSeq names its product translocase of inner mitochondrial membrane 8A (gene TIMM8A). NCBI's taxonomy places the organism in Eukaryota, Metazoa, Chordata, Aves, Passeriformes, Motacillidae. The transcript has 2 exons. The record is from RefSeq and is a predicted model, not a curated record. Bases 142 to 426 code for a protein of 94 amino acids.